AUGCUUCUAGCCGAGGCUAUCCGGUACAACCUAAGGGUAGGCGCCAGGGACCAGGACUCCCGGGUCCAAUGGGAAGAGCCGACAGGCUACUGCCAGCGGUACCGAAAUGCAACACAGUUAGUGAAGCUUGUUAACAACAAGUGCUGCUGGACUGUCCAUGCCUGUGUCGACCUCGGCUUUUCCGUCCGAAUUUCGUUCAUCCGGGAUUAUUACCUCAACUCCACGGAAGACGUGAACGAUUUCCUGAUGGAUAGGAGCUUCAAGGAGACUUGGAUGGAUGAGAUUGUACCGAUGAAUGUGUCGAUAGUGGUUUUGAACCGAGGAGCACAUUACCGUCACAACCUCAGGUUUGAGCGCCAGUUGCGGCCUACUCUGCUGGCCCUCCGGAACGCCAAUCCUGAGAUGCUCAUGAUCGUCCGAAACACCCCGCCCGGGCAUCUCAACUGCUCUCUGCACGAGAAGCCGCUUUUUGAGAAGCUUCUAGACCUUCCGGACGGCAAAUGCUGGCACUGGAACAAGUUUGCGGAGCAGAACAUGAUUGUGAAGAAACUGACGGAGGGCGUGGGAGGGGUGUACAUGGAUGUGAAUGCGUCGGCGGUGUGGCGGCCUGAUGGGCAUGUGGAUCGAAAGGACUGCCUGCACUACUGCCACCCCGGUCCGGUGGAUACGUGGGUGCAGCUCCUGUUUAACAUGCUGCAGGGGCUGCUGGUUCCCACUGGCUGA
Closterium sp. Yama58-4 is the source of this 723-nucleotide messenger RNA. The record is from the annotation of a GenBank genome assembly. NCBI's taxonomy places the organism in Eukaryota, Viridiplantae, Streptophyta, Zygnematophyceae, Desmidiales, Closteriaceae.